AUGUUUCGGAUGGGCUCCUCUUCAGGCACCCUUCUCUUGGUGUCCUUCUUCCACAUCAGCCAUCCUUGGUCAGUGAAUAAUUUCCUGAUGACUGGUCCCAAGGCGUACCUCAUCUACUCCAGCAGCGUUGCAGCUGGUGCCCAGAGCGGCAUCGAGGAAUGCAAGUUCCAGUUCGCCUGGGACCGCUGGAACUGCCCGGAGAGGGCCCUGCAGCUCUCCAGCCACGGAGGCCUGCGCAGCGCAAACCGGGAGACGGCCUUCGUGCACGCCAUCAGCUCCGCCGGCGUCAUGUACACGCUGACGCGCAACUGCAGCCUUGGGGAUUUCGACAACUGCGGGUGCGACGAUUCACGCAAUGGGCAGCUUGGAGGGCAGGGCUGGCUGUGGGGUGGCUGCAGCGACAACGUGGGCUUCGGCGAGGCCAUCUCCAAGCAGUUCGUGGAUGCGCUGGAGACCGGGCAGGAUGCCAGGGCCGCCAUGAACCUGCAUAACAAUGAGGCCGGCAGGAAGGCGGUGAAGGGGACCAUGAAGAGGACCUGCAAGUGUCACGGCGUCUCCGGCAGCUGCACCACGCAGACCUGCUGGCUGCAGCUGCCCGAGUUCCGGGAGGUGGGCGCGUACCUGAAGGAGAAGUACCGCCGCGGGCUCAAGGUGGACCUGCUGCAGGGCGCCGGUAACAGCGCCGCCAGCCGGGGCGCCAUCGCGGAGACCUUCCGCUCCAUCUCCAAGAAGGAGCUCGUGCACCUGGAGGACUCGCCCGACUACUGCCUGGAGAACAAGACGCUGGGCCUGCUGGGCACCGAGGGCCGCGAGUGCCUGCGGCGCGGCAAGGCGCUCAGCAAGUGGGAGAAGCGCAGCUGCCAGCGCCUGUGCGCCGACUGCGGGCUGGCCGUGCGCGAGCAGCGCGCCGAGGCGCUCUCCAGCUGCAACUGCAAGUUCCACUGGUGCUGCGCCGUGCGCUGCGAGCAGUGCCGCAAGCGCGUCACCAAGUACUUCUGCGUGCGCCCGGGCGAGCGCGGCGCGCCCGCCCGCAAGCCCCGCAGGCGGCAGCCCUAG
Molecule: messenger RNA, 1056 nt
Organism: Varanus komodoensis (Komodo dragon)
Lineage: Eukaryota; Metazoa; Chordata; Lepidosauria; Squamata; Varanidae
Gene: WNT8B
Product: Wnt family member 8B
Exons: 6
Coding region: 1-1056 (351 amino acids)
Biological process (GO): cell fate commitment; canonical Wnt signaling pathway; multicellular organism development
Cellular component (GO): extracellular region
Molecular function (GO): frizzled binding; cytokine activity
Source: RefSeq, a predicted model, not a curated record